Juglans regia (Persian walnut) is the source of this 1262-nucleotide messenger RNA. RefSeq lists its product as uncharacterized. The transcript has 3 exons. NCBI's taxonomy places the organism in Eukaryota, Viridiplantae, Streptophyta, Magnoliopsida, Fagales, Juglandaceae. The coding region runs from base 47 to 862 and encodes 271 amino acids. The record is from RefSeq and is a predicted model, not a curated record.
GUAAAGGUAGACCCCAUUUUAAUUGAAGUUCCACUAAAAUUGGUCGAUGAGAAUUGAGAUCCCAAGUAGCGGACGACCACGGGGAAAAAGGCUUCAGCUUCAUCGGCUUCGUCACUUCCAGUCACUCUGUCGGUCUCACCGUAAGGGCUCGCAAAUGGAGGAACCGAACGGGACGGAGACGCCCAACGGCGUCGGCGCGGUCUUCGUGGAGGUGCCCGAUGGCGAAGGGACCCACCGUCACCGCCGAGAGCUGCAGGAGGGGGAGACCUUGUACAGCGUUUUCCACCGUCUGCUGUCCGCGAUCCUCUUCCCUGACGUACAAGGUGAACGAGCUCCGCUGCUGCACCGGAUCAAGGCCUCUGUGGCCGGUAACGCCCCUCUCCUCCGCGAAGCUUCUCGAAACACUGGGCGGAACGUCCUUCUCUGGACUCGUAGGGGCAGUCCUCUCCGUGCCCUCCUUGUCAUUUCUGUUGGGACGAUCACAGCUCUUACUUUGACAGGGUUGCUUGUCUUUAUGCUUUUCUUUCUGGCUGUAACCAUCAAUGCUAUUGUCAUAUCCCUUCUGGUGUCUUUGGCAGCAGCAGGUGGCUUCUUAGCCUUUUUCUUCACCUGUGUAACAUUCAUAUACAUUGGAGCACUAUCGGUUGCUGUCUUUGUUAUUUCCAGUGCUACAAUUUCAGCAAUUGUUGCUUCUUUGAUAGCUACAGGUUGGAUCGGAUUCUUCCUUGCUUUGUGGCUGGCAACAAAGAAAAGCCUGGGCCUUGCUAAGCACUCGCUGACCAUGACUGGUUCAGCACUCUCAGCUUACUCUUCUGCCAAGCAUGCUCGCCACCAUCAUCAACCAAACAAGGUUUCAGAUUGAGAAGUUACUGCAAAUAGAGAAGUCCACGUGUGUAUAAAAACUUUACUACUUAUGAUGCCUUGUUAGAUGGUUAUGCUUUUUAAGACAAAAAAUUGAUAAACGCACAAUACUUUUCACAAUAUAUUUCACGAUCAUGUUUUAAAAUGAGGGAUAUUAUUGUAAAAUAACAUAUAAAAGUAAUACAACUUUACAAAACUACCCUCAUUUUACAUCAUGUAUUGUGAAAAGUGUUUUGUGAAUAUCAUUACUCUUUUGAGACAUGGCUGUUAUCAUGAUGUUGUGUUGCUCAAGUAAUCUGUUAGACCGUUGGCUUAUCCGGUCAUUUAAUAAAUAUCAUGGCCAAUGUUUUAUCCUACCAGAAAAUUCUAAUAUUGUAUUGGUACUUGGUUUUUCUGUUUGA